GCGUCUUCCUGGGCCUGGAGAUUACCCCGAGGGCCGGCGCGGUGCGCAGAAAGGGCGUUAACUUUUCUCCGCUGUGCACAAAUUUGGAAGGGAGCCCAGCCUUCCGCGGGAAACGCCCCCUUCUUCCGUCUGGGCCGGGCUAGUGAGGCCAAUUGCUGGGCCUCCCUUGCACCGAGGCACUUCUGUGGGAUAUGGCGGGCCGUGAGGAGGGCAGCGCAGCCCCCCUGGUACUUCUGGGGUCCCCAGGAGUGUGCAGUAAGGGGUUGCAAAGGAAGGGGCCCGGUGAGCGGCGCCGGCUGAAGGCGAUGGUGUCGGAGCAGCUCAGCCAGGAUCUGCUCAGGCUUUUAAGGGAAGAAAUCCAUACAGAUGUUACUUUCUCUAUAGAUGGUACUUUAUUCAAAGUACACAAAGCAGUCCUUUUAGCAAGGGUUCCUGCCUUCUAUUUUCAUUUUAUUGGACAGACAUCAAAUAAUUUAAUAAAUCAUAAGCCUAUACCUGUGGAAAAUGUUGAUGCUUCAGAAUUUAGAACAUUUUUACCGAUUGUAUAUUCAUCAAACAGAAACAUAAAAAACUAUGAAGAGGAAAUUCUUAGCAAAAUGAAAAUGGAAAGCGGGAUACCUCAAAAGAAACUUGAUUUUAGUUUUCAAAAGCAUAAAAAUUCAUCUGAUUUUUCUCUUCAGAAGCAUGAGAUUCCAGAGGAUGUCAGUGAUAAAGAUGAAAGUUUAAUUUCUAAUGAUAAUUAUGACUUGGAACCUGCCUCUGAAUUAGGAGAAGAUUUAUUGAAGCUUUAUGUGAAACGUUGUUGUCCAGAUAUUGAUAUUUAUGUUGAUGGAAAAAGUUUUAAAGCCCACAGGGCCAUUUUAAGUGCCAGAUCUACUUACUUUGCUGCAAUGCUGAGUGGCUGUUGGGCUGAAACCUCCCAAGAGUACAUUACUCUUCAAGGUAUAAACCAUGUAGAAAUGAAUGUUAUGAUGCAUUUUAUCUAUGGAGGAACUUUGGAUUUUCCAGACAAAGCUAACGUUGGUCAGAUACUCAGUAUCGCUGAUAUGUAUGGACUAGAAGGAUUAAAAGAAGUAGCAAUCUACAUUUUAAGAAGAGAUUACUGUAAUUUCUUUCAGAAGCCUGUUCCCAGAACAUUGGCGUCUGUAAUAGAAUGUCUAAUUAUUGCUCAUUCAGUUGGAGUGGAAAAUCUUUUUGCUGACUGCAUGAAGUGGAUUGUGAUGCAUUUUGCAAGGUUUUGGUCUGAGAGAAGCUUUGCAAAUGUACCUCCAGACAUUCAGAAACGUUGUCUUAAUAUGUUGAUUCAGUCUCUAAAUGAUAAAAAUGCUGCUUUUCUUCUGAUGGAGAGUGAUAGGCUAAUCAUCAGUUUACCCAGAGUAAAGUGGACAGAAGCAGCACUGACCAUGGCAUCUCAGCUCCAGGAAGAAUGCGUUGCAUUUAUCGUAGAAAAUUUCUCCGGGAUCAUUCAUAGUGAAAAUUUCACUCUUCUCUUACAGUCACAAGCAAUGAGCAGCACAGCUGAUCUGUUGGACAAAAUUUUAAAAGCAAUUGAUGAAAAUAUUACCACUGAAAAUAGUUGCUCUCUUCUUAUGGCUCUAGACACAUUAUUGAACUCUGAAACUACAAAGGAAAUGGGUUUUACGUGCAAGAUCCAAGCUCUGCGUGAUAAGCUGUGGAUCUUCCUAGUUCAGUCUUUCUAUGCUGUUCGACACACAGAAAGCUGGAAGCUGAUGAGCACAGAUGAUCAACAGAAAAUUCAAGCAGCUGCACUUGACAAAGGUGAUGACCGAAGACUUGGCAAAAAGCCUAUAUUCAGUAGCUCUCAGCAAAGGAGACAUGUUUCUGACUCUGGUGUUAUAAAAAACAAAUCUUGGAGAGAAAAUAACAAGAAAGAGUGUUGGCGUUCUCUCUCUACUAAUCAAAAGAUGAAAUCUGAUGGAUUAGGAGCAUCUGGACAUUCAUCAAAUGCUAAUAGAAAUAGUAUAAGUAAAACUUCAAAGCAUGAUGAUUUAAAGGAAAAGGAUGGUACAAAAAUAGCAUCUAAGAUUACAAAAGGAUUGAAAACUGGGGAAAAAGAUAUUUCUGGAAAUCCCAAAACUAUAGUAAAGCCCAAAAUAGAAAAUAAUGAUAAUACAAAGUUGGAAAACUUGUCACUUAAAGUUGUGGAAAGAACAGCAGCAUCAAUUGGACAGAAAAGUUCAUUAAAUGCAAAAAAAUUAAGAAAUCAGGAAGGGCAAGUUACAGGUGCCAGACCAAAGGUACUUACUGGGAACUUAAAUGUGCAAGCCAAAACAAAGCCUUUUAAAACGGUGACAGGGAAAGAUUCUCCAUGCCUCAGCAUCACUGGACCCUCCAGCAGAUCUACAAAUUCAAGUAUGGAAUUGCUGACUUCCACCGGAUGUCUCAGUGAACCAAAACAAAAUGGAUCAGUAGGAGAAGAGAAGUCUUCUGGUCAGAAGCUAUCCUUUUGUGAUUCUCCAGGAGAGAUGGUGAAAAGCAGUGUAGAUGGUGUCAAAACUUCCUCUGUAGCACUAAAGUCUCGGCCUAUUUCAAGAGUUUCUAAUGGGAUUUCCAAUAAAAAAGGCAUUCAUGAACAAGACACUAAUGUAAAUAAUAGUGUACUAAAGAAGGUCAGUGGGAAAAGAUAUAGUGAUCCAGUACCACAAGCAGUCUUGAAGAAAAGGAGUAAUGGCAAUGGACAGCAAAGGAUGAAGAGUGCCCCAUCUAAACUUGCUAAAAUUCAAGGAUCCCAAGAAGAGUCACCAAGUUCAGUUAAAUCUUCAGUCUCUUCAAGGCAGUCAGGUGAAAAUGUGACAAAGUUGGACCACAGUAUAACUACAGAUAAACAAACGUCUAAGAGAAAAAUUGUCAAGCAAGGACACAUAAAUACUCCUAAGCCUAAUGCAAAAAUGUCAAUACCUAAAAACCUAAAUCAGCCAAAGAUACUCAAAACGUUGAAUAAUAAAGAUUCAAAACAAAAAAUGCUUCCUAAACAGGUUAUACUGAAAACUCAGUCUUCUCAAAAAUAUUCAAAAAGUGAAAUGUCUGUUGUCCAAAAAAGCUGUCGUGAUGUACAUGACAAUAACAACAAAGACAAUGUUUCUGAACAAAAACCUUACAGAUCUCUAAUUAAUCUCACAUCUGAAAUCAGUGAUAUGGAAGCAUUCCAUUCAUCCUGCAGAUCUGACCCACAAAAGCUAUUAAGCAGUCAAGAAAAGGAUAAGUUGGGGUUAGAAUGCCAGAAUAUUUCAAAGCUGGACAAAUCAAUAAAACAUGAACUGAAAGCAAGACAGAUUUGUUUAGAUAACAAUGAAACAAAAGUUCCCAAUCACAAAGACAUAAAUCACUGCAAUAUAACUAAAACAUACAGUCAUUCUGAUGAGAGUGAUAUAGAUUCAAAAUUUUUUAGCGUCACUGCUCUAAAAUCUACACUUUCAAAUAUAAAUGAAAAUUCCUUAAACUGUAAUUCAGUUUGUGAUUUAGAUACAACAAAUAUAGAGCAAAUUUAUUUAAUAUCAGAUAGAGAGAAACAAGUAGGGAAAAAAGAUACAAACAUAAAAUGUGUGAAAGAGGCUUUACCUUGCGCUCCUGAAAAGGCAAAAAGUACCUUAAAUACUGUUCAAGAUGAUAGAAAAUCUAAAAUUUGUGUAGAACCCACAACUCCUAAUCAGGUGUUUGAUGAUUCUACUGUGAAGGAAGACAAACAUGCUGCAGCAGAUUCAGAUGUUUCCUCCAAAUGUUUUUCAGGACACGUGUCAGGAAAAAAUUUUUCUAAAAAUAUAGAAACACUAGAAACUCUAGAGAACCAUGAAACUCUAGAAGUUCCAUUCACCAGCCACUGGAAUUUGAAUACCAGUGUGCUGCCUCAAAGAGAGAGUCCUGAAUCCGACACAGGCAGUGCUACCACAUCCUCUGAUGACAUAAAGCCCAGAUCUGAAGACUAUGAUGCCGGAGGGUCUCAGGAUGAUGAUGGAUCAAAUGACAGAGGUAUUUCUAAAUGUGGCACUAUGCUGUGCCAUGAUUUUCUUGGAAGAAGCAGCAGCGAUACCAGUACUCCUGAAGAAUUAAAAAUAUAUGAUAGUAAUUUAAGAAUUGAAGUAAAACUGAAAAAGCAAAGUAAUAGUGAACUUUUCCAAGUUAAUUCAACAAGUGAUGAUGAAAUUCCUAGGAAAAGGCCAGAAAUUUGGUCUCGAUCUACAAUAGUCCACCCUAGGGAAAAAGAACAUAUUCCACGAGGCAGUAUCCAGUUUACUCAGGAGAUAGAUCAGAUUUCUUCUUCAGCAGAUGAAACAGAAGAUGAAAGAUCUGAAGCUGAAAAUGUUGCAGAAAUUUUCUCUAUAACUAAUCCAGCUCCACAGCAAUUUCAGGGAAUAAUAAACCUAGCUUUUGAAGAUGGAACUGAAAAUGAAAGGCGUGAGUUUUCUGCAACUAAAAAGUUUAAAAGGUCAGUUUUACUUUCAGUUGAUGAGUGUGAAGAACUGGGAUCUGAUGAAGGGGAAGUUCAUGCCUUUCACCCUUCUGUAGAUUAUUUUUCACCUUCUGAUGUUUUUGAUGGUGUUUCUCAUGAGCAUCAUGAAAGGACCUGUUAUCCCAGAUUCUCACAAGAAAGUGAAGAUAGUAUUUUAAAAUGUAAACAACAAGAUAAAGGUAAUAGUGCAAAUAAAACUGACAGCACUGUCUUGGGUCUUAGUAGCACUGACUCUUUGAAAACAGAUAAACAGAGUACUACAGCCACAGACAAAAAGAAUACAUUAGAUGUCCUGUCCAGAGGAAACAGACAGCUUUUUCAAGAAGAUAAAAAAGUACACAGUGGAAGAGACAUGGAUAAUGACUUUCAGCAACGCAGAAAAUUCGUGGAUAGUGAUAUAAAAUCUCAAGAAAGACCAUGUCAUUUGGAGCUUCAUCAAAGAGAACCCAGUUCUGACAUACCAAAGAACAGCUCUGCAAAAUCUGUAGACUCCUUUCGGAGUCACAUUCUGCCUCAGGAAGGUCAAGUGAAAGAAAGCCAUUCUACAGCUACAGAAAAAGCUAAUAUUGCUUUAUCUGCAGGAGACAUAGAUGAUUGUGACACACUGGCACAAACCCACAUGUAUGACCAUCGGCCUUCAAAAACCCUCUCUCCAAUAUAUGAGAUGGAUAUAACAGAAGCAUUUGAGCAGAAAAUGGAAUCUGAAACGCAUGUGACAGAUACGGAUAUUGAAGAUGAUCAACACUUUGCAAAACAGGAUUGGACACUACUAAAGCAACUGCUCUCGGAACAGGAUUCAAACUUAAAUAUUACAAAUUCUCUUCCUGAAGACCUAAAUUUGGCACAGUAUUUAAUCAAUCAAACACUCCUUUUAGCACGAGACAGCUCCAAGCCUCAGGGUAUAGCACAUGUUGACACUUUGAACAGAUGGAGUGAACUAUCAUCUCCUCUUGAUAAUUCCUCAACAAGUAUUACCAUGGCUAGUUUUUCCUCUGAAGAUUGUUCACCUCAAGGGGAAUGGACAAUUCUGGAACUAGAAACUCAGCAUUAAAAGUCUUAAAUAUUUGGAAGAUUUAAACUAUGCCAUCCCUGUAUUUUUUUUUGAUGUCUAUAUUAUAUCUAAAUUAUAAUUGCAUUAGACAGAUAUAGACUGUCCUUGAUACUGAGGGAGUUUUCCAGAUUAUUGAGAUAAACAUAGUUUAUUAAAAUGAUAUCACACGUAGAAAGUGUUUUUCCAAAGUCUUUGAGCAUGUUUUCUAUAAUUAUUAGAAAAAUUAGAAGAUUUCAUAAGGAAACACACAGUUUUCCUUUCCUUCCUGAUCAUUUGUUCCCUUGUUUAUUAUUCAAGAAUUUAAAGUAGGAAUGCACAAGUAGAUCAUUCCCUUUACCCCUUUUUGCUCUGCAUAUGGUACCAUAGUAAUUUAACAAUAAAAAACUUACUAUGCUUGUGUCUGUUUAUAUAAAGUUAAUAUUGUCAUGCUCAAGUUGGGAUGAUUUACACUAUGGGGGAAAAAGAAAGCUCAGCUUUCUCAACAGUUCCAAUCCAGGAGAUUGUG
Messenger RNA from Fukomys damarensis (Damara mole-rat), 6024 nucleotides. It is a transcript of the gene Btbd8, whose product is annotated as BTB domain containing 8. Gene Ontology annotation, molecular function: protein binding. Lineage: Eukaryota; Metazoa; Chordata; Mammalia; Rodentia; Bathyergidae. The transcript is spliced from 18 exons. Bases 192 to 5519 code for a protein of 1775 amino acids. The record is from RefSeq and is a predicted model, not a curated record. Gene Ontology annotation, cellular component: neuron projection terminus; synaptic vesicle.